AUGCGUCUGUCCUGUAAUAAGGCUCUUCCUGACUGCAAAUCAACUACAUGGAACUAUAACAGAUUCAGAGAUUCAGCAGCAGUUGAACUGAUUGGUUUAGGGAUAAAGAAGAAAGACACAGAGAGUCAUGAGAGACUGAGUCUGGGGUCUGACUGCUCUCUGAACAUCAACAACAUCACAAAACAAGAUUAUGGAUUUUACAUCUGCCGUCAAUAUGUGAAUGACAAACAACAAGGAACUGAUGCUCAUGUUUAUCUGCAUGUUCUUCAUGUCUCUUCAUCUUCAUCAUCCUCACAGACUGAGAUCAGUGCAGGCCGCUCUGUGACUCUCUUCUGUCAGUUGUAUUCUCUUGCUUGUGAUGAUUGGAUCCGUUCUGAGAGAAUUGAGCUGUUCUGGGUGAAUCAGGCUGGUGUCAAACUGACGAGAUCAGACUCCAGAUAUCAGAUAUUACUCUCAUCAGAUCACUGUACCAUCACUCUGAAUACAACACUCCUGAAUGAAGAUCACAACAGAGAGUGGAGAUGUGAAGUUACUCGGAGAGAUCAAGUCAAGAGCUCAGUCACAUACACUGUCAAGAGUUCAGCAGCCAACAAGCUCAAUUCAGCUGUCAGCAAAACGCAAGUAACAAACAAAGUCUUCUAUCUGCUGAAAUCGUUUGCAGCGUUUGCUGCUCCUACUGUGAUUCUUCUUCAGAUCGUCUGUGCAAGAAGAGCUGGGAGGAAGGACUCGCAGCACCAGAGGAAAUAGUGAUGAAUACAAUAUUAGAAUAAAUACUCGCUACAAAUAACAAAUUACAG
Messenger RNA from Sinocyclocheilus rhinocerous, 797 nucleotides. RefSeq lists its product as uncharacterized. The record is from RefSeq and is a predicted model, not a curated record. Gene Ontology annotation, cellular component: external side of plasma membrane; membrane raft. The transcript is spliced from 5 exons. Gene Ontology annotation, molecular function: MHC class II protein binding; protein tyrosine kinase binding. The coding region runs from base 1 to 747 and encodes 248 amino acids. Gene Ontology annotation, biological process: positive regulation of ERK1 and ERK2 cascade; T cell activation; interleukin-15-mediated signaling pathway. NCBI's taxonomy places the organism in Eukaryota, Metazoa, Chordata, Actinopteri, Cypriniformes, Cyprinidae.